CAAAAUCGCUAGCAUAAAGGCUGACGGUCCAUCGAAGCCAACAAUGGACGAAGCGAAGGCGCUGCAGCUGACGAUGCCGAGCCCCGACCUCAGCUCGUCGACCGCGUCCGAGCACCAGCUUCCACCCGAUCGCCGGCAGCAGCGCUCCAGAAACAAAAAUCCAUCGUCCAAUUGAGCCGAGCUAGGCCAUAGCAAAACAUCAGAAACGCGGUCGAGGUGCCGCGGAAGAUGUAGUGCCGGCAAGUGGCCCUCGGCUGGCCGGCCCCCCGCACAACCCCUUUACUUCACAGCGAUGUUCACAGCUACGCCACGAUGAAGAAGCCGGCGAAGAGAAGAACGGCCAAGGACACCCGGUUCCCACUGUCACUUCUGUAUUGCAUUUAACGCUUACCCUCGUGUAUUGGCACCUCUGCUUCGAGGCACAGCGGAAAAAUGGUCGACCUCGGUGGCUACAUCAUCAUAUUGAUGAACCACGCCGGCAAGAUGAAGCUCUACGGCUCGCCGGCCGACAAUGGCGACAACUUGGAGGUCGGUGACGAGAUUCUCGAGAUCAACGGUCGGACCCUCGAGAACGCGACCUACGAGGAAGUCAUUAAACACAUACACCAGUGCAUUAAAUCCAGGACGAUAUGUCUGCGGGUCAAGCGGAGGAGCGGCAACAAAAUGGUGCUGGAUGGAUCGAACACCGUAGGAAUCAAGGACGCCUUUGUCAUCGCCGUCGAAAAAGGUGCAAGGGAAAGGCUGGAGAGGCUGUUCGCUCUGAAAAGGAUCCAGCCUCGAGACAUCCAGACGAUAUUGCAUCAACAGGUAAGCGAGAGUAGCACCGCGUCGACGAGCGACGAGUCCGCCGCGAAAGAUGCGACGAGCAGCCAGAUCACGGUGACCGUCUCCGACAAAGACGCGGGUACGACGACGAACGCGUACACGACUACGAGGCUGAGCAACGGCACGAUCCCAAAGGUCGUCGGCAGAGACCAGCGUGUCGGCUUGGAGAAGCAGAUAAGCUGUCCGGAGGACGCGGAGGUUCCGCACUUGGCUGGGCUGCAGGUCGACAGCGUGCGAGCGAACGAGCGCCGCUCGAGCAGUCCCUUUCAGAAUGGCCACACGGAGGUGCUGAUCGGGGAACCGGAGGGUGGCCCGAGGUCGCCGCGCGGCUCCACCUCGUCCGCGGUCAAUGAUGCGACUGGACUGCUGAGCGCGACCGACGACGACAACGCCGAGCCCAUUGUCAGGUCGCGCAGUCGGAGCGUCACGAGCGUGCCCGGCGUACCUCAGCAUUCGCACCAGCAGCAGCAGCAGCAACAGGAGGGUGGCAAGGAGUCCACGGGCCCCGAUGAGAUGUGGGCCCCGAGCUCCCACCAUCGGGAGCUGCCCGUCGACGUGCCCGACACCCUGCUCCAGCAGGCCUACCCCAACCAAAAGGUAACGCCAAAACAACAACAAAAACAACUACCCAAGCGCCCCCGCCCCGUAUCGCCCCCGGUCCUCCCCCAGAGGGCCGAGCCCCAAUCGCCCCGCACUCCAAACUCCGCUGCACCGCCAGUCACACCUGCGCCCACCAAUGCCCGUGCAACCCACGGUAGCGCUAGCGAGACCCCAUUGCCCCUUGAUCAUCCGCUCUUGUUCGCCAACGAGGACAACUCGGCCCCGGGUAAGCCCCGCGAGAUCCAGCUGAGCAUCGACUCCGAGUCGACCGAGAGACUGCUCAUCGACGAUCUCGACGUCGACGUGAUCGAGGUCGACGUGAUCGGCGACGACGCCCCGAUCGAGUCUCCUACCGAUCGUAAAUCGAGCAUCGUCAAAGCCUACCGAACCUCGGACGACGAUGACGACGAGGAGGAGGAGGAGCUAGAGGAGGACCUUGAUCAGCUGGAAAGUAGAAAGGUCGAGGUGCACAGGGAGCCAGCGGGCAUCGAGGCCGACGAGGAUUACCCCUUCGCGAAGGAGGACUACCCGACGAUGCUCAAGACCUGCAGCGACGACUCGGCUAGCCCGAGGAGCUCGUCGGGCAGGUCGGAUAGCACCGUGCCCCUCGACAGUAGCCUCGUGUUGCGCAGCAGCGAGCUCAGCAAGGAGUCGACCAUGUCGAGGAACUCGAAGCUCCCGCAGAUCGUCGUGUUCGGCAAAGGCAGUAGCGGGGCCAGCAGUAGCAUGUCCUUUGACAACCCGGCCUACGGCCUGGCCGAUUUUUCCGACUCCAAGGCCCACCUCGUGCUGAGGCCCCUCGAGCAAGUGAACGACCUCGCUCUGCUCAUCGACAACGGCAAGGUCCACCACGACAAGCUGGACGACAAAAAGUCCACGUCGAGCGGCCAGAAGAAGAAGAAGCAGCAGCGCAACAAAGUGUCGGGCCCCGAGGCGGAGGAGCUGUUGAGGAUCGGCUCGACGGACGAGCUUUUAGGACUGGGCGCCUCACCGGUGACGAGGGGCCGGAAAAAGCGGCAGCAGCACUACUCGAGCGGCUACUCGACCCUACGGAGCGACGCGUCCGUCGAUUACGAUCAGGUCGACUUUGCCUCCUUCCUCGUCGUCGCCAGCAACAAGAACUACCGCGAGGUCGCCGUCGACUGUCCACCGGACUUUGUCCCCGUCACAAAGUCCCACCCCGUGUAUCCGCCACCCUCGCGCUCCAGCACCCUCGAGUCGAAGCGCACCGACCCCACUCCCUCCUCGAGGUCCAACAAGUCCGCUAGCGCGACCAAACGGAGCGACAACAACAACGAGGUGGCCUCGAUCCAAUCGUCCCUGUCGUUGUCCACGUCGUCCAUCCAGUCGUCGUUGUCGUCGCCGUUAACCAAAAGCCCCCGAGCAGUCUCCCUGGCCAUGAUUAACCACAACCACAACAACAACAACAACAACGACAACGACAACGACUUUGAGGAGAGGAGCGAGGGCAGCAAGAAGGUAAGCCGAGCGGGCUCGAGGCUCAAGAGCCUGCUCGUCGACGGGCUGAACUCCCUGAGGUUGGCCGAGCACCAACGCCACCACCACCACCGCUCCGACCUCCCCGCUUGUCCGAGUAGCAUCGCCGGACGCUUUAGCGCCAUCUGCACUGACAAUCCGCUUAUCACUGACACGCACAACCACCACCACACGCAUUCACCCGCACCGACCCACCACCACCGCACCAAAACACCAAACGCCCCGAGCACCGGGUCCUUCUAUGUCUUCUCGCCGACCGCCGCGAUCCGCGACUCCACCACCGACGAGGAGUCGUCCUCGGUAGGGGGCGCUAGCGUCGACUGUACCCUAGCUACCUCCAUUGGGGACCACUCGGCCGUGGACUACGUCAUUUACGAGGACGUCGAGAUGACCAAGCCGAUGGCUUGCCCCGCGAACGACGAUGAAGACGACGGCCACGUGUCCGUCCAGGUCGCGAACCAAAACUCGCGGAAUUCCUUGAGGGAGGCCAGGGUGCGCUUCACGCCGACGAGCUACUGCUCCCGGUCCCUGGCGGAGGAGGAGUCGGCGGACGCGCAGAACAGGGACAACUCGCGGUUGUCGAUGGAGCGGCGGGAAUGGGGUCGCACGAGCGGGACGGGCCAGUCGCUGAGCCGGAGCGAGCUGGACUUGCUGGCGGAGCACUCGGUGGGCGGGGCCGAGAAGUCGUCGCGGCUGCGGAGGUGGCUGUCGGACGAGAGGUUGGCCCCGCGGAGCAACCUGGCCGUGGUUUUCGACGCAGAUAGCGAGUCGCUCGACGUAGACGGGGGGGACUUUGAUGUUGGCGAGUCGGCGAGGGACCGGGGUACUAACGGUGAUGGCGACGAGGUGGUGGAACCGAUGGAGCUAACCGGGAAGAGAACCGGACAGGCCGCGCUCAAUGGCGUCAAGCCGGCCAUUCCGCCCAGGGACCAAAAGAGAGCCCCGGCGAGGCCGCCCAAGGAUAAUCUACGACUCGCAGCCCAGAACAACAAUGUCGAGGAGAGCGGCAGCAUCGAGACCGUCAAGACAGAGCCGACCCAGCAGCAGCUGCAUUCCAUACGAAAGUAUCAGGAUGAGUUCAGAAAGCGAAAGGAGGAGGACGAGCGUCAGGCGCAGCUCAAUCGCUCGCUGCGUGACUCCCGCAAGCUGCAGGCCCUCGAGGACCGGGCGACGAUACUCUCCGGCCAGGAGAACUUGGCUUACGCCCAGGACGAGGUGACCACGGCCUCGGCCCUGCCCAGAACGCCGAGCACGCACCAGGCGCGCCUUCCCGAAGUCGAAGAGCCACCGGUGCCGCUGACGAUAGGCGAGGUGGUGGCGAUACUGGAGAGGCUUCAGCUGCAGCUGCGCAACAUCAGCGGGAGCAUGGGGAUCUCGGGCCCGGGGGUCGAGGCGGAGAUCGAGGCAGUGAGGACCCUCCUGGGCCAGAAGCGCUUCGCCACGGCACUGGCCACCCAUCACGCGCUCAAGCACCGCCUGAGGUCCGGCAAGAGCCUCAAGCUACACACGGACGACGCGUCCAGCCUCGCCAGAGACUGCGUGGAGGUGCUGGAACAGUGGACGCAGUCGGCGACGGUGACGACGGCCAGUGGUACAGCCGCGGCGCCGACCUCGGCCGGCGAGACGAUAGCCGCUGCUGAGGAGCUAGUCCGGCUGCUCACGAGCUACGAGAUGGAGGGCCUGCUGUUGGCCCACGACACGGCCGUAGCUUGCGUGGACGGGCUGCAGCGCAAGCCGGGCUCCCCGGGUGCCCCGCCCAGUCCGUCCCCGAGCUCGAGGGACUCGCGGAUGGCCGACAACAUCAAGAUCAUCAAGAUCGAGAAGACAAACGAGCCGCUCGGCGCCACCGUCAGGAACGAGGGCGACGCUGUCAUUAUCGGUCGCGUGGUGCGAGGCGGCGCAGCGGACAAGUCGGGCUUGCUGCACGAGGGCGACGAGGUGCUCGAGGUGAACGGCGUCGAGAUGCGGGGCAAGAGCGUCAACGACGUCUGCGACAUACUCGCGGGCAUGCAGGGCAGCCUCACCUUCCUCAUAUUGCCGGCGCCGACGCCCCAGAGGAACAACAACCAGCGCGAGGAGUCCCAACAGGUGACGAGAACAUCAUAA
Messenger RNA from Copidosoma floridanum, 5028 nucleotides. RefSeq lists its product as uncharacterized. Lineage: Eukaryota; Metazoa; Arthropoda; Insecta; Hymenoptera; Encyrtidae. The record is from RefSeq and is a predicted model, not a curated record. Gene Ontology annotation, molecular function: protein binding.